Molecule: messenger RNA, 819 nt
Organism: Saprolegnia parasitica CBS 223.65
Lineage: Eukaryota; Oomycota; Saprolegniomycetes; Saprolegniales; Saprolegniaceae
Exons: 3
Coding region: 1-801 (266 amino acids)
Source: RefSeq, a predicted model, not a curated record
AUGAAGUCGGACGCCGAGAAUCAUCCAGACGCGCGCCCAGGCUUUGAUGCGACUGCGUGGGAGGACAUGCAGAUCAUCCAAGAAGAGACGGGCGGCCACCCAACGGCCACUUGGAACAGCGAUCUCUCGCUCGCGUUCCUCCGAUUCCACUUUGGCCGCCGCGCGCAUUUGAACGAAAACGUGCUGCUCGUAUGGGGCGCCCCCUGGACGCCGGACGUGCAAGCGUACGCCGAUGAGAUCAAUGUGGUCCUCCACCGCGCGCAACCAACCAACGCGGUCCUCCGCGCCCAAGUCGCUUACCACACGUCCAUGGCCCACUUUGUCCUGCAGCCACCCUGCGGCAUCGAGCUCGCUGCGUGGGUGCAAAGCACCCCAAACGUUGCCAACGAAGAGGACGACGCUCUCUCGUGCCUCGAGCCAUCGCUGCUCGAAGCGCUUGUCAACCUGAAGAUUGCCCACGACGUCGACGCAGACGAGGACUCUGAUUCCAGUCCCGAGAGACAGCGCAAUCUCCGCAGCCCGGUCGACAAACCGGUCAGCCGCGCAAUGGGCGAGUACGUCGGGCGCGCAGCCACUGCACCGCGGCCCGGCCACACAAUGGUGACGCUGCCACACGUGCCUACUCUCGUCACCGUCCCGUCGUUCCCGCAGCACCUCACGACGCGCGCAGACCGUACGGAGAUCACCGCAUUGGCGCAGAACAAGGAGCUGUGGACGGAGCUGACCGAGGCGAUCGUUGCCGGCAUGUCCACGCACAAUAUUGUCGAAGACUGCCUUGCACGUACGCGGCCACCUUUCUAGCACUGUUGCGCUGAUAUA